This is a messenger RNA of Knipowitschia caucasica, 933 nucleotides long. The record is from the annotation of a GenBank genome assembly. Lineage: Eukaryota; Metazoa; Chordata; Actinopteri; Gobiiformes; Gobiidae.
AUGGAGAACAGGUCUGCAUACAUCUCUAUCGACGGUUAUGUGGGAGUGAACAAAUAUGGAGGGCUUUUUUUCAGCCUCAUGAUCUCAGCUUACCUCCUGAUAGUCUGUAGCAACAGCCUGAUCGUCUACCUGGUCUGGAGUCACCCCAACCUCCACGAACCUAUGUACGUCUUCAUUGCCGCUUUGUCCGUCAACUCCGUCGUCUACAGCUCCACCAUCUACCCGAAGCUGCUGAUCGACUUCCUCUCGGAGAAGCAGGUGGUGACCCACGCCUUCUGCCUCUUCCAAUGGUUCACGUACUACAACUUAGGCGCCUCCGAGGUCAUGCUCCUGGCGGCGAUGGCCUACGAUAGAUACGUUUCCAUCUGCAAGCCUCUGAAAUACGCCAUGAUUAUGAGACGAGGGAAUGUGGUGGGGAUCCUGGCGCUGGUGUGGCUGUUCCCCUCCGGCCAAAUGAUAGUUCCUCAGUUUUUGAAUGCUAGGAGAAAGCUUUGCAAGUUUGUGUUUCAGGGGAUCGUCUGCAACAGUUCAGUUCACGACCUUUACUGCACGAGCUCGGCCGCCCUAACCACGUACGGGUUGGUGGUUUUCAUCAACGUGGUGGUCCUGCCUGUGGUCUUCAUCCUUUACACGUACGGCAGGAUUUUUGUGAUGGCGAGACGCUCUGCAGAGAUGCGUAGGAAGGCGGUGAAGACCUGCCUCCCGCACCUCAUCGUCUUGAUCAAUUUCACGGUUUUCAUCGCGUACGACUUUCUGCUGCUGCGCUUCAAAUCCGAACACACCAAAACAGUGCGGUUCGCGAUUACGUUACAGGUGAUAAUGUACCAUCCACUGUUUAACCCGCUCAUCUACGGACUGAAGAUGGACAAGAUCCAUCGACACAUACGCAAACUGCUGUGCAAUGAAACGACCAAAUAUACAGCAGAAAUUUGA